Molecule: messenger RNA, 15604 nt
Organism: Pimephales promelas (fathead minnow)
Lineage: Eukaryota; Metazoa; Chordata; Actinopteri; Cypriniformes; Leuciscidae
Source: RefSeq, a predicted model, not a curated record
GUAAAUACUCCGGAAAAGAAAUCGUUAGUUUGAGAAAUGGGUGCUGUCGCCUGAGAGCAGUACAAGAGAACAGCUCUAAAGACCAUGGCAACGUGAAAUGUAAUUCCACACUCUACAAGGCGAGUGGGGUGUAACCAUGGAUAUCAAAAACAACAGUUUCCCCAGUUAUAAUGAAUUAGAUGACUACCUUAACAGACACAACUCUAAUUUUGUGUGGCUUCUCGUUGCCACUAUUAUGUCAUGCGGAUGGAUCAUAUACCUGACAUACUACAAUUCCCGCAAUAUUGGACUCGUCCUCACCGUCAUCAUUAACCGUCUCUAUAAGAAUGGAUACAUACACAUCGGCUCAUUUUCAUUCUCUGUGCUGUCGGGCAAGGUUAUGUUCCGAGAUGUCUAUUUCGUCAAUGAAGAUAUGUCUAUCAGAAUUCAAGAUGGGUUACUCAUAUUUCGUUGGUGGCAGAUGUACAACCCCAAACAGAAACAACAUGAUCCGAAGGCUGAGACACGGCUCUAUGUCACCGUUAACGGAUUUGAGUUCCAUGUGUAUAAUCGCACGGAUCUGUACGCUCGGCUCCAGGAAAUAUUUGGCCUAGAGCCCACCCUUAUCCCACCCCAUCGGGAUGAGGAGAAAGGGCGAGAGCAAAGGGAUAAGUCCUUAGAGAGUGUUCAAAUCAAAGCUGAGGCCCAGGAACCGUCGUCUUCCUGGAGGUCUCUCAUCCCCGUCAUCAAAGUCGACAUCAGUACAGGUCGCGUAGCAUUUGGCAAUCACCAUCUUCCUCAAACCCUCUGUAUGAAUUUUGACGACGCCUUCCUGACAUAUGCCACCAAACCACCCAGCAGCCACUUGGAUCAGUUCAUGCACAUUGUAAAGGGUUCUCUGGAGAACGUCCGUGUCAUGCUGGUGCCCAGCCUGCGAUACCUGGGCCUUCAGAAUGAUGAACCUCCCAGGCUCAUGGGGGAGGGCUUUGUGGUCAUGCAGUCCAAUGAUGUGGACAUCUAUUACUACCAGGAUGAACCAGGUUUGGUCCCAGAGGAAGUGGAGAAUGGGGAUACAGAAGCCUGCUCUGAAGAUGCCAAAUUACAGGACUUGCCUCCAUGCUGGGGUUUGGACAUUGUAUGUGGCAAAGGAACAGACUUUAACUACGGCCCAUGGGCUGACAGACAGAGAGACAGCCUGUGGAAGUUCUUCUUGCCUGCAGACUAUCAGCCAAUGAAAGUGAGCGAUGUUGCCACACCAGGCAAACCCCGACAAAUCCUCGCCUUUGAGCUGCGUAUGAACAUCAUAGCUGAUGCAACAAUAGACUUGCUAUUCACCAAAAAUAGGGAGACUAAUGCGGUCCAUGUGAAUGUAGGAGCAGGUUCUUACCUCGAGGUCAACAUACCCAUGACUGUUGGGGUGAAUGGUUAUUCUCCCACUGUUAAAGGCCAGUUAUUACAUGUUGAUACAACCAGCAGUAUGCAGUACAGGACGUUGCUAGAGGCUGAGAUGCUUGCUUUUCAUGUCAUAGCCAGUUAUCCGCGUGUGUGGAAUAUGCCCCAGUCCUGGCAGUGUGAAAUCGAGGUUUACAAAGCCACGUACCACUUCAUCUAUGCACAGAAAAACUUCUUCACAGAUCUGAUCCAGGACUGGGCCAGCGAUAGUGAACCGGACAUCUACUCAUUCGUUCCAUAUUCAUGGAAAUUUAAGAUACUUUUUCACCAGUUUGAGAUGAUUUGGGCCGCCAAUCAGCACAACUGGAUCGACUGCUCCACCAAACAGCAGGAGAAUGUUUAUAUCGCUGCCUGUGGGGAAACGCUGAAUAUUGACUUCACUUUGCCCUUUCACGAGUUUGUCCCGGGCACCUGUAACACACGUUUCUGUUUGAGAGCUGAGGACACAGACAUGCGCUUGUGUCUGCCUGACUGUAACCCCAGCCGGUACCCGCUACUCACCCUUACUAAGGAUUACCAGCAUUACAAGACCCCUCCAGAAAACAAUAUGCCAACAGAGGGGCAAGGAGCACCUCCCAAAAACAGCAAACCUCGCUGGAGGAACAUGACUCAAGCGGCUGGUUGGGUGGACUGCUGGAGUGUGCCGAACUUCCUGCUCAUUAUAGACUAUACUUGGCAUCCCAUCUACCCUCAGAAAUCUGACCAGCAGCUCAAACAAUCAUUAUCAGAAAUAGAGGAGUCCAUGCUGUCAGCACUGCGCCCGCCAGAGCUCGCUCCACCUGUGCCUCCUCCACCUCGAAUCUCCUCUGACCCCAGCUUGCUGCCACCUGACAGGUUACAUGUGGAGAUGGAGCUGAGCCCAGACUCCCAUAUCACCCUUUAUGGUCCUCUCCUCAGGGCGCUGGUGUCCAUCAAGGAAAACUAUUUUGGAGAGGAUGACAUGUACACGGACUUUGAGGAGUCUCUGUCCAGCCCUGUGCUGAGCUCCUGCUCUUCAUCAUCUGGUUGGACCAGAGUUGGCCUGGAGGAGAACCGCUCUAAAGACGCCCCACAUCCUCUCUCCUUACGGCCCUGGGACAUCACCGUACUCGUCAAUCUGCACAAGGUCCAUGGACGCCUUCCAACGCACUGUAGCAGUGACGGCCCAGAGGGUCCUACGGGCUUCCUGGAGCGUCUGUGUUUUGAGAUGAAGAAGGGUUAUAAGGAGACCAUGCUACAGCUUGUUCUCUCGCCUCUACAUGUGUUUGUCAGCGAUAACUAUCAGCGGCCUACGGUUGAUGCUGUGUUGCGAGAUGGGCAUCUGAGCCUCUCAGGGUUGCAGAUGAGAGCCCACGCCAUGUUCUCAGGGGAGGGCUUACCGGCGGGCAGUGACACACUCGAAUAUGCUUGGCUCAUCGACGUUCAGGCUGGAGCUCUUACGGGAAGAGUUAGUGUGCCACAGUGUGCAUCUCUUCUGGAAUGGGGCGAGAGCUUUGUGUUUCAUGUACUGUCCCGAGAGUUCCAGCUUGAACAGCCAAAACCAUCUGUCACCUGCCAACAUGGAGUUGAUCGUAGAGUCUGUGAUGCCAAGAAUGCAGCCUUGCCUGGUCCCUGUCGCACAUCCGAGGAUCUGAAGUACACCAUGACUCGACUGACAGUUGAUGGAGCCCAGGUUUUCAUUGUUGAACACGGAUGUGCAGCCAAUAUUAAGACCGGAGCCUUGCGGUUGGCCACGUGUAAUCUGCACACAGCUGCUGUCGGCGAAGGCAUCAGUGCCGUUCUGCAAGACGUAGUUAUCGCUCAGUACAUCGAGCAACAGGAAGUUGCACGGCUUGGCCUCCCUCCGCCCCUCCUUCGGCGCUCUCAUUGGCUUGAAGCCGGUUCAGUGAACUUUAACCUCAUGACGGCUGACGUGGCUUUAGCCGCCGACCAUCCAGCCAAAUAUGAGGUCCAGAGGCAGUUUCUGGAGCUUCAUGACAUGAAAACAAAAAGGUUAAUGCAUGUAACCACUGAUGGUCCAAUCCCUGAGGGUCCACCAUUACGCUCUCCGCUGCGCUCUCCUUUAAAGCGCCAGUCCUCGGUCCAAUCGGCUCGCCUUGGGAGCACCAAGAGCCUAUCGGCUGCUGUCUUCGCAGAGAAAGCCACGCCUCCUACUGGUGUGCAGUUUAGUAGCGAGGUUUCCCGUAGCGACGAAAACGUUUUAGACUCGCCAAGGCAGAGAAGAAGCUACGGAGCAUUUCCUUUCACUCCGUCAGCUGAUUCCAGCACAUUCCAUCAAUAUCGCUCUGUUGACUCCUCCAUGUCUGUGGCUGACAGUGAAGCGUACUUUAGCGCCAAUGAGGAGUUCGAGCCAAUCAGUAGCGAUGAAGGUCCAGGUACCUAUCCAGGGAGGAAACGCAGAAGACGACAACAGGGUCAGCCCCACACAGAACACAGCCGCACCUCCAUAUACCACAGUGUGGAAGGACCUCUGUCGAUCGCUGAGAGCCGCCCACCCCCGAUACCUAGCCAUACCUCCCAAGCCUCAUUUGUCUCUGCACUUGGAUUGGAGGAGGAGGGAUCUGUUGAAACCGAGAAGGCGGACUGGCCUCUGACAACACAGCCACAUUUAAUGGCUUGUUACCAAUCUUACCUUGCACAUUAUCAUGUGUCAAACUGGACUGCUAAGCAGCCAACCAAUAAGAGAACAUCUAAGUCAUCACUGCAUCGGCCUCUUGACCUUGACACGCCUACAAGUGAGGAGAGCUCCGCCUCCUUUGACCAGUUGUCCACCCCUUCUUUUAAGAUGGUGAAGGCCGGUUUGUCUGCCAGUUCUCUAUUGGACAGAGGAGUUCAGAUCAUGGGCGAUAUAAAUAGCACACCUUACACACCCCUUGACAAGCGGGCGAUGGACAACACUGAUGAGGACACAAUGACAGAGGACUGGACCGUUGAUCAGCCUCUUGCCCAGACGAGAACCACCGCCAUUGUAGAGGUCAAAGGGGCGGUCAAUGUGGUCCUGACUCCUUUAGUAGCUGAAGCAUUAGACAGGUACAUUGAGUCCAUGGUUCACUUUGCCAGUAUUCGCCACCCUGCAUCAAUCCUGGAUGACCUGCAUGGGAAAGUGCUUAAUGAAGUGUAUCAGAUCAGUAAAUCCACUGUCUCUGAGUCUAGCACAGCGAAAGCAGAGCACAAAAUAUCUAAGACAGAGGGAACCACCCCUGGGUCUCUGAGCACACCGCAUGGACAAACCGAUCUGUCGAUCAAGCCUGACAAUGUGAAGAUAAAGGGUUUGCAGGCUAAUGUCACGGUCCCAAAGGUGAAUCUUUGUGUACUCCAGGCCUCCGUAGAAGAAGGUUCACCCUCCAAUAAGAGUGUCACACAUGUCUCUCUCGUGGCCUUGUGUUUUGACCGGAUUGCUACUCAGCUGCGCAUGAAUAGGGGUAUAGUGGAGGACACAGAAAAGCCCUCUGCUAUGAUGGAGAAGUACUCGUCUGCGUCUAAGAUGGCACCUCAGUCCAGCGGUUCUCUCCGCUCUAAUGCUGGGAUCGAGAAAGGCAAGGAGAUCGCAGCCAAACUCAACAUACAUCGCAUACACAGCCAACUCCGUGGCCUGGACUCAUCAGACCUUGGAGCUUGUGCCAUCACUGCCAUUCCUUUCAAGAAGUCUAAAGUUCUCUUCAGUUUGGAAGAAACUGAUGACUUUGUUUUAGUGGAUGAGACUGAGCCCUCCAUCUCUACUGAGCACGUCCCAGAACACACCCCUGACCAUGCCCGCUCUGGGGCCAGUCCUGAGAAAUGGGGUUGGAUUAUGUUUGAGUGUGGGAUUGAGAACCUCACUGUCAAAGGUGGGCGGCAGUCAGGGGCCGUGCUCUACAGUGCUUUUGGGGUGAUGGGGGAGGCCGACAACGGCGUCAGGAUUGGAGUCUCGAAAUCAAACGGUUCUAGUGGUUCUCAGACAGGAAGUGGCUACAGCACUGAUGUAUCUGAUGAUAACCUGCCCAAUGAUGGACAGAGCCCUACCUCUGAACCCAACAACAAUUCAGACUCUGACGAACAGGAUGAGGGAGUGGAGUCAGAUGAUCUGAAAAAGGACCUGCCCCUCUUGCCUCCGCCUCCUGACUCCAGCAGUAUGAAGCUGACUAUAAAGGAGAUCUGGUUCAGCUUUGCUGCGCCAACCAACAUUCGAUCUCAAGCUCCCGCCAUGUCCAGGCAGCUGAAUCUCCUGAGUACUGCGACCCCUGCGGUCGGUGCGUGGUUGGUUCCCAUUGACCAGCUGAAAUCCUCACUGCAGAAACUGGACAUGGAAGCCACACUACGUGUGUGCGCCGUCAUGGGCUGCAUUAUGACUGAGGCCCUUGAGAAAAAGAGUAUUCACAUUCCAUUUCGCAGCAAGUAUAACCGCGUCACAAAGCGAGCCCGAUAUCUUCACGAGAACCCGUCCUGCUUACUGUGCAAUAUUCUACAUCGCUACCUGCAGCAGGCCGAUUACAGCAUUAUAGAAGAGGCCACCAUGAAUGAUGGACUGCCUGCUCUGGUCACCCUGAGGAAAGGUAUGGUGGCACUUGCGCGUCAGUGGAUGAAAUUCAUUGUUGUCACUCAGGGCUUUAAGGCGGUUGGUUUGCCGCGUCCCAAUCAGCUUCCUAAGCCCAAAGAGCCAGACCCCACCGAGCCUGAUCAGACACAGGCGCCGGAUAGUGGUGCUGCCCUGCAGAGUGACACCAGCGCUGAUGGAGCCGAGUUUGAGUUUGAUGCGGGCACUGUAAGUGAACAUACAAUGCUAUUAGAGAGAGUAUGUAGUCAUCCUGCUCCUACCGGUAACUCUGCCCCUGUGACUGGAGUCGAGAUCAUAAGAAAACUGUCCAAAGCUCACGCUCACAACGAGUCUGGACUCAGGAUCAAGGGUUCCCACCCUUACCAGUCCCUGAGCUACACGAGUGGAGAUACAGCAGCUGAUUCUCCCGCUCAUGUCAGUCGGGCAGGGCUGCAGUCCAAUCAUAGCCCUAGGAAAGAAUCGUUGCUAAGCUACUUGACAGGAAGCAUCCACAGUCUGCACAACCUGCUAGAAGCAACGCCUCUUCGAGCAAACGAACAAACCGCAGCCAAGAGCACCUCCCUGACACGUACAAGCAACUUAGUGGGUGCAGACGUGUUAACAGAACACCCUCUUCUUUCGGAGCCGUUUUCUGUCAGCUUCUACAACUGGAUGUCAAACGCUGUUGGCACCCGAACAGGCGGCAACAUCCAGGACUCUCCCCUCAACCGCUCUCAACACAACAGCCUGCAGACCGGAGGAGUGCUUCCCACCAUUCCUUCUGCAUCAGAUUUUAACACCGUACUCUCCAGUGAUCAGAACACACUGGACACACACUCUCAGCACUCACACUCCCAGCACAGCACAAGUCAGGAGGACCUGCUUGAACAAGAUGAGACGAAUCUCUGCCCUGCAGCUGUACAGCUAGCUGACGCACAGGUUGUUUUUAAGCCUUUGUUGAGUCACAUUGGUAUCCAGCCCCAGGAUGCUCCUCCACUCAGUUACAAGAUGUAUUUUGGGGAGCACCUAUCCUUCAGCGGCACUCUUGAGUGUUUGAGAGCUGACAUUGUGGACUCUGACACCAGCAAAGAAAGGAAGAACAAACGAGCACACAGGCAGGGCAUGGUAAAUCUCCCCCCUCUUGAUUUCAAGCCUGCCCUGAUGAUUGAGACUUUCAGUUUGAAUGCAGUCGUGCUAGAGAAGUGCAUGUCAACCCCUCCCUCUGCCAGCGCACUGUCUUUCCACGAGCUGAGCCGGAGACCCCAGGCUAGCGUGCACUGCCAUUUUACCCUCGCUUGUCAGGCGAUCCGCCAGCAUGUGGAUAUGGCCCUUGUCCGCCUCAUUCACCAGUUCAGCACAAUGAUUGAUGACAUCAAAGCCACACAGACUGACAUCAAACUCAACCGCUACACUGCCGGCUCCUCUUCCCCCACGCCCACCAAGGCGCGGCCUUAUCGAGAGUUCCGCUCGUCUGAUUUCAGCCGUAGUUCUCGUGGGAGCCUGAACGGAGCUGCUCGACUGGGCACUCAGAAGAGCAAACGCACCGUGGUCGGGCCAGGCCUGGACACACUGACCAGGAAUCGAGAGCCUCGUGGAAGGGGGACGCUGGGACGUUCAGAGCGAAGAACGUCAAAAGUGUCGCGGAAAGGUUCACGCGACGUGGCGGAUCACAUGACCAUUCAGAUGGAUGACUCGGACUCCAUCACAGUGUCAGAACAGAGCGAGCCGUCGGCCGAGUGCUGGCAGAACAUGUACAAACUUCUUAAUUUCUACUCGCUCAUAUCAGACCCCACAGGCAUCCUGGAGAAGAACCAAGACAAUGCCCUCUCAGAGGGUGGGAGGAGUCCUGCGGAUCCUCCAUGUCGAUUGGUGUUUGAAUCGGAGGGCGAGACACCGCCAAGUCGGCUGGGUCGUAGGCGGAGUUUGGUAAGCUCUGAGCCCCAGCAUGUGACACUGAUCGUGUUUGGCGUUGGGAUGGUGAACCGCACACAUCUGGAAGCAGACAUUGGUGGACUAACCAUGGAGGCAGAGCUUAAGAAAAUACAUGGCAGUUUUACGUUAAAGGAGAAAAUGAAGGACAUUCUCCAUCAGAAGAUGACUGAGACCUGUGCCUCGGCCCAUAUCGGAUGUGUGAACAUUGUGCUUCUGGAAGGAAUCUCACCAGAUAUACAACUAGAGGAUUUUCCAACCUCACCUACCAGCACAACCAAGCAGGAGUUCCUGACUGUGGUGAAGUGUAACAUCGCAAAGUCCCAGGCUUUAUAUAGUGCCCAACGUGGGCUGAAGACCAAUAAUGCUGCAGUAUUUAAAGUGGGAGCUAUCUUCAUCAACAUCCCGCAACAUCCUGCAACGCUGCACAGCAUGAUGGUCCGCAGCUCCCAUCAGCUCUCAAAACAGAUUUCAGACCUCAUCCGUCAGCCCUCCAACAUCCCUCCUCCCAACCGAGAAGAGACGCCAACACCGCAGCCCUCUGAAGUGAGUGUCAAUCAAACUCCAGUGGAGGCCAGUGAGUUUCCUCAGCUGCCCGAGGGACUGGAGAAGAAGCCAAUCGUGUUGAAGUUCAGCGCUAUGCUCGAUGGGAUCACUAUUGGCGCAGCCCUGUUGCCCUCUCUUAAAGCAGAAUACAAGAUGGGUCGCAUGAAAAGCCAUGGCAUGACUGGUGCUCAGACGCGUUUUACUUUCGAACUGCCCAAUCAUAAGCUGUGUUUCCAGUCAAAGGUUUCCCCUGUGGACGUGUCGGCCAUGCCCCCCACUGCCAGCCUAAAUCUGCCUCCCGUCACCAUGUCAGGACAGUACAUUAUACAGGAGCACGAGGGCCACAGCGACGCAGCCUGGGCCCCAGAAUACAGCAACUAUCUGCAGGGAAAUUACUUGCGCUGUGUAGCUGAGAUUGGGUCUUUUGAACACAACUUGACCACAGAUUUGCUCAACCACCUAGUCUUCUUACAAAAGGUCUUCAUGAAGGAGGUCAAUGAGGUCAUCCAGAAAGUCUCAGGAGGGGAACAACCAAUCCCGCUGUGGAAUGAACACGAUGUGUCAACAGAUGACAAACCCAAAAUCCUGCUUUACUCUCUAAAUCUGACGUUUAAGGGGAUUCAAAUGACGGCCACCACUCCUUCAAUGAGGGCGGUGCGCUUUGAAACGGGCUGGAUUGAGCUUGAGCUGUCCAAUCGGGUUCAGUGCAAGACUACUCCCACAGGAAGUAACUACCUGAAGCUUUUUGGGAAAUGUCAAGUGGAUCUCAACUUGGCUUUGGGGCAAAUCGUCAAACAUCAGGUGUAUGAGGAGGCGGGGUCAGAUUUUCACCAGGUGGCGUACUUCCGCACUCGAAUCGGUUUGCGCAAUGCUCUGCAGGAGGAGAUCAGUGGCAGCUCGAACAAAGAGGCUGUCCUGAUCACCCUCAACCGUCCUAUUGUUUUUGCUCAACCGGUGGCAUUUGACAGAGCUGUGCUGUUCUGGCUGAACUAUAAGGCUGCCUAUGAUAACUGGAAGGAACAACGCUUGGCUCUCAACUCGGAUAUUCAUAUGGCCACAAAAGAAGUGGUAGACAAACUGCCAGCGAUACAGCAGACCAGCGCCCAGGCCUUCAGCACUCUCUUUCUACAGCUCACUGUCAAUGACCUGGGCAUCUGCCUACCUAUCACCAACUCUACACAGGCCAAUCACAGUAUUGAUUUUGACACUGGCUCAGCACUGGUGUUAACCAUCGAGAGUACACUUAUAACAGCCUGUUCCUCCGAGUCUCUGGUCAGCAAAGGACAUUUUAAAAACUUUUGCAUUCGAUUUGCUGAGGGGUUUGAGACAACUUGGGAUGACUGGAAACCUGAGAUCAGAGGAGAACUGGUCAUGAAUGCCUGUGUUGUUCCUGAUGGUACUUAUGAGGUUUGCUCCAGAACAACAGGCCAGGCCUCUGCAGAGAGCAGCAGCGCAGGGACGUGGACCCUUAAUGUCUUGUGGAAGAUGUGUGGUAUCGAUGUGCACAUGGAUCCCAACAUCGGCAAGCGUCUGAAUGCUCUGGGUAACACACUCACAUCUCUGACCGGUGAAGAGGACACCGAUGACAUCACAGACCUCAACUCGGUCAACAUGGCUGACCUGUCAGACGAGGACGAGAGUGACGGCAUGUCUCCUCCCAUACACAUGUGUCCUGAAGGUGAUCUCAGCCCCAGACUUUCGUUCAGGAAGCGGCUGGUGAACAGCAUUCUGGGCAUUAGCCCCAGCCCCCCUCCCCUCUCACCUUCUGAGUGUCGUAAUAUUUCUCCAUCAUCCACAAUCACUCGGCUAAAGUCGAGAAGUGUUCGCCUGACAUCCUCAGCCAAUGCAGAACGAACUAGAAAUCCCAGACCCCUGUCCUGGGGCUGUGAGUCUGUUGACCUGCGCAGACAGGCAGUUAUGAGCAAUCAGAUAAUCGACGCUCGUGGACGGAAGUUCUCCAAGCGUCUGGUGGACAUUAGAGAACUCAAUGAGCAGGCCAAAGUCAUUGACGAUCUCAAGAAACUGGGUGCAAGUGAAAGCACCAUUAACCAGGAAAUCCAGCGCUACCAGCAGUUGGAAUCUGUCGCUGUCAAUGAUAUCCGCCGAGAUGUGCGCAAGAAGCUGCGGCGCUCCAGCAUGCGGGCUGCAUCUUUGAAAGAUAAAUGGGGUUUAGGGUACAAGCCCAGCUACAGCAACAGCAGGUCAAAGAGCAUCUCAACAACAGGCAGACCAGCAAUGAAGAGGUCGGAUAGACCCAGGGAUGAUCUUCCCGAUAUCAAAGUGGACUCAGCAUCUCCAGCACCAAGGGUUACCUUCAACAUCGACACGAUGGAAACCCCAAACCCAAUCCCCAGUCCAGCUGACUCUGUAUUUAAGUUCCCGGAGGAGACAGAGGUGGACCUGUUGUCUGUCACCAUUGAUGAUCCUGCCCAUUACCCAUCAUGCUCAGUGUUCAGUGCCCCUGGCACACCAGCUGUCUUUUCACCAACCAUUCCCUUCCAGCCUGAUGACAGUCGGCGGGACGACCUCUCCUCGACUUCAUCAGAGGACUCGGACAAAGAUGACGAGUUUGACAGGGAAAGGGCGCAGAGCUAUUAUCGCAGACCAGGGGGCUCUCAGAGGAAAUCAUCUGCACUUUCUGCAUUAUUCAGCGAGCGCUGGCCCAACGCAGCCCCUCAGCGUGGAGGAUUAGCUCCGCCCACUGAACGGAACAUUGACUUUGAGCUGGACGUGCGUGUUGAGAUUGACAGCGGCAAGUGUGUGCUGCACCCCAGCACCCAGCCACCUGAACAUGAAGAUCUCGCAGUGAGGAGGAGUUGUGAGCGGAGCUCGAGGAGUCUGGAUCAGGACUCUCCUCCUAAGAAGCGAAAGCUGCAGCACAGUUUAGGCUCCAGCUCUCAUCUGCUGAAUGCUAAGCGAGUACCUACCUCUCUGCAGAGCAAGACCAGUGACAUUGAGACCACUGUCUUCUACAUCCCUGGAGUGGAUGUUAAGCUACAUUACAACUCUAAAAUGUUGAAGACGGAGUCGCCCAUUGCCUCGCGUGGAUCUUCCCUUCCCAGAACCCUUUCCAAAGAGUCCAAACUGUAUGGUAUGAGAGACUCACCCGCACCAGCAGCCUCAGGCCCUGGAAAGACUAAUACACUCCUCCCUCCCCCUCCCCCACCCCCUCCUCUCCCUUCAGCUAAAGGUAAACCGAGUGUAGGGGUGAAGAUGGCUAAGCUAUAUGCAUGGGUAGCCCUACAGACAUUGCCAGAGGAAAUGGUCAUCAGCCCAUGUCUGCUGGACUUCCUGGAGAAAGCGCUGGAGACAAUUCCCAUCACACCAGUCGACAGGAACUACACCCUCAAUGUUCCCGAGGAGGAUGUUGGUCACUUUGAUUCUGUGGAUCCUUUGGAGGAGUCUCAGGUGUCUCUUGUGUCUUCUGCUGGAAAUUCAUACUCCUCCUUCCCUGUGGAUGUGGUAGUUUAUGUCAGGGUGCAGCCAUCUCAGAUCCGGUUCAGUUGUCUCCCCAUGUCUCGAGUGGAGUGCAUGCUGAAACUUCCCUCUCUGGAUUUGGUAUUCUCAUCCAAUAGGGGUGAACUUGAGCCCACCAGCGCCACCCAUCCAUCAGAGGGCCAACACACACCUUCCUCCACACCUCCAUCGGUACACAAUGCCAACAGAGUACCUGGAAGCAAAGGUCCAUCUACAGGGUUAGGCAGUCCUCUGGGGCGGAGUCGCCACCACAGCAGCCAAUCAGAUCUGACAGGCCAACCGAUUAACUCAUCAGGUCUGAGUUUCACUGCCUGUAUGUCAGAUUUCUCACUGUAUGUGUUUCAUCCUUAUGGAGCCGGCAAACAGAAGUCUGCAGUUACUGGCCUUCCACCUGGACCAGGACCACUGGGAGCAGUGGACGAAGAGGCCUCUUCAGUGACGGGCAGGAAAGAUUCUCUCUCCAUCAACUUGGAGUUUGUGAAAGUCAGUCUUUCCAGGAUGAGACGUACAGGAUGCCCUGCAUUUAUUGAUACUUCUGUUGCUAGCAAGGGUGGGAAGAUGGACACCACUCUUAUCAACAUCUCAGCGGUGUGUGAUAUCGGUUCUGCAUCCUUCAAGUACGACAUGAGGCGUUUGAGUGAGAUUCUUGCAUUCCCACGAGCUUGGUACCGCAGAAGCAUUGCCAGGAGGUUAUUUCUAGGAGACCAGACCAUUAACUUACCAGCCUCAGGUCCUGCCACGCCAGAUUCUGUGGAGAGCAUCGCACAGCACCUGUCUCCCGAAUCCAGCCGAAAAGCGUACUGGAGGACGUGGGACGGCCAAACCACUCAACACCCCUCCGUCUUUACUGAUGCCACACCAAACCACGCACACCUCAAAUCACCCGCCACCGGACGUUCCCGCAGCGUGUCUGACUCUUCAGCACCGCGCAGAGACUCUGUCACAAAGACCGCCAUCCCGUCGUUUCGGAACGGAAAAGCAGCAGCAGCACAGCAGGGUUCGCCAUGGGAGACUCUGGUGGUGUUCGCCAUCAACCUUAAACAGCUUAAUGUCCAGAUGAACAUGAGCAAUGUCAUGGGCAACAAUACUUGGACAACAAGUGGGCUGAAGAGUCAGGGCCGUCUGUCAGUGGGAAGUAACAGAGAUCGUGAGAUCAGCAUGUCUGUCGGACUGGGUCGCUCCAAACUGGAUUCCAAAGGAGGAGUGGUGGGUGGCAACAUUGACGUAAACACACUGGAGAUGGUCUCCCAUAUUUCAGAACAUCCAAAUCAGCAGCCCAGUCAUAAGAUUCAGAUCACCAUGGGCUCCACAGAGGCCCGGCUGGACUAUAUGGGCUCCAGCAUAUUAAUGGGUAUCUUCAGUAACGCUGACCUGCAACUACAGGACGAGUGGAAGGUGAACCUCUGCACGACUCAGGCCAGUCUAUCUGAGAAAAGUGAGAUCUUUGUACAUGGAGACCUGCAGUGGGACAUAUUCCAGGUGAUCAUCUCCCGCUCCACCACCCCUGACCUGAUAAAGAUCGGCAUGAAGUUGCAGGAGUUCUUCACACAGCAGUUUGACACCAGCAAGCGGGCCCUGUCCACCUGGGGCCCGGUGCCCUACAUUCCUCCCAAAACCCCGGUCAUCAACAUGGACAAAGGAGCAGCUGAACUCUAUAUGGAUGCAGCUCAUCACAGACAUUGGCCCAGUGUGCUGAAGAUGGUGGCUGGAUGUCACAUUUCCCUCUUCCAGAUGCCACUCCCAGAGGAUGCUGUGCAGCUGGGUGGCUCGAUGAGUCUCCAUGGCAACCACAUGACUCUGGCUUGUUUCCAUGGUCCCAACUUCCGUUCCAAGUCCUGGGUGCUGUUCCACCUGGAAGAGCCAAACAUCGCCUUCUGGACUGAAGCACAAAAGAUCUGGGAGGAUGGCUCCAGUGAUGAUUCUACAUACAUUGUUCAAACCCUUGACUUUCACCUUGGGCAUAAUACCAUGGUAACCAAGCCUUGUGGUGCUCUGGAGAGCCCAAUGGCAACCAUCACUAAGGUUACCCGCCGUCGUCAUGAAAACCCCCCGCAUGGGGUGGCUACAGUCAAAGAGUGGUUUAACUAUGUCACUGCCAUGAGGAACGAAGAGCUGAACUUGUUGCGUAACGUGGAUGCAAACAACUCAGAAAGCGACGCAGCAGCAAAGAACUCCAGCCUUCUGAGCGGCUUCAGGGGCUCCUCCAGCUACAACCACGAAACCGAAACCAUCUUCGCCCUUCCCAAAAUGCAGCUCGAGUUCAAAUCCAUUCAUGUGCAAGACCCAGAGGAACCUUCUCUCAGUGAUGCCGGCAGUAAGCCUAAAGUGGAGUGCAGUGUGGUCACCGAGUUCACCGAUCACAUCUGUGUCACCAUGGAUGCAGAGCUCAUCAUGUUCCUGCAUGACCUGGUGUCCGCAUACUUGAAAGAAAAGGAGAAAGCUCUCUUUGCCCCGCGCAUCUUCGCGUCUCGACCUGGUCAGAAGAGCCCCACCGCGCAGCAGGAUGAAGCGUCAUCAGAGAAGAAGGAAAAUGAAGAGGUGGUGAACUACACCACAGUGGACUGGAGAGAGUUCCUCUGCAACACAUGGCAUCUGGAGCCCACACUACGGCUGAUCUCGUGGACGGGCCGUAAGAUUGAUCCGGUGGGGGUGGACUACAUUUUGCAGAAGCUGGGAUUCCACCAUGCCAGGACUACAAUUCCCAAGUGGCUGCAGAGAGGAGUGAUGGACCCUCUGGAUAAAGUUCUGUCCGUUCUCAUCAAGAAACUUGGCACGGCAUUGCAGGAUGAGAAAGAGAAGAAAGGUCAAAGAGACAAAGAUGAGCAUUAACUCAGACACUUCAAUGUAUUAAUACAUUUCCGCUACCAGGAGCCAUCUUUUCUUUUCUUUUUUUUUAACCCUGUCUGAAACCACUGGAUUUAUCGCAAACUACUGUACAGCACUCACAAAUGCAUCACAGCCAUUGCUAUACUGUGUGAACAUUAAUGUUUGCCCUGGUUCAUAUGGCUAUUACUCUUGGGUGACUGAAAGUGUUGUUUUUUUGUUGUUUUAUUUUAUACAUUUGAAUUUUCAGAUCAAUUAAAGAUUGGAUAGCUGCUGCUGAAUGCCAUUUGGAGUUUUAACAUGGAUUAAAUGCACUUACACGUUGCUGACACUAACAGAUGAGCUGUGAUAUUAAGCUACAGUAUACGAGUGUGCUCUUGAAAUCGGUUUACAUGAGUUCAGAGGAGCGAUAAGCAUCCUGUGUUCUUUCUCGAGGUGAAUAUACUGCUGAAUAUUGCCAAUCAGACUUUUUAAGUAGUUUUAUUUAACGUUUUAAGAGCAAACAAUACAGGUAACCGCUGACCAGGUGGUAAAGUGUUCUUUCAGCCAGCAGAGGAAGCGUGAACAUCCCUAUGCCUAAUUAUUCCUUUGAGAGUGACCAAAUUUUAUGCCUGAUCAUAACACAUUUUGAGGGAUGAUUUAGUGGUGAUGCCUCAGAUAUUCCUGUGAAUACACCAGAACCUCAGAUUGUGCUGUGUAAUGUGAACUGGCCUAUAAAGCAAGGCUCUAACUUAAAUAGACAAACAAAAUGUAAAUAUCUUAAAUGCAUAAGCUGUUACCCAUGUUAGGCCUGUGGUGAUAGUGUUUUUCCUUUUUUCAUAAGUGCAAUAGACCAUUAUGUACAGAGGUAAAUAUGUUCAAUGUGCUGAUUUCUUAACUGAAUAAAAUCAUUACUACUAAAAUGAA